UUUCCAAAGACCUUUUCCCUAGUUCACUUAACAACAGCUGCUGGAAAGCUCCUCCCUGCGGGAGGAGAGAAGAUCUCAUUGGUUUUUCAAUAGUAACUUCACAGCACUGAAAGCAGGGCUGGUGCUGCUGUUGUGUGAGGAAGGGUCUGCAGGUGCCAAAUGCUGAGCAUUAAAGGAAUCAACAGGACUGUGGGGCAGGAGCAACAGGCCAGCAUGAAGGAAAUAGAAGUGUUAGAAGAUCUGGGAAUACACCUUGCAAGGAGAGACACAGAGGCCCUCUUCCAAGAGCAGCCUGGGACUGGGAACCCAUACUUGGAAGACACUUUGCUUCGGAGUUACUUGAAAAUACACCUUCCUCCCAAGGUCCUGGAGGAAGUGCAUCAGGAUCUGGAGAGGUUUGGAAACCGCCUGCUGACCAAGAUCCAACCUCUGAGCUGGGAAUGUGAGCUGAACCCCCCUGUGUUCCGGCAGUACGAUGCCUGGGGGCGGCGCGUGGAUCACAUCCACACCUGCUCAGCGUGGAAAAGGAUGAAGGAGAUUUCAGCAGAAGAAGGGCUGAUUGCUGAAGCCUAUGAGAAAAGAUACUCCAACUGGAGCCGCCUGUACCAGGCUGUCAAACUGUACUUGUUCUCAAGCUCCUCUGGAGGUUUCAGCUGUCCACUGGCCAUGACUGAUGGGGCAGCCAAAGUCAUUGAGUCACUGGGUAUUUCUGGAUCUCUGAAAAACGCUUUUGACCAUCUGACAUCCCGUGACCCCGAGAAGUUCUGGACCUCUGGCCAGUGGAUGACCGAGCGAAGGGGUGGCUCAGAUGUUGCAAAUGGCACUGAGACCGUGGCCAGGAAGCAGCCGGAUGGCACCUAUCGUCUGUAUGGAUUUAAGUGGUUCACAUCAGCAGCUGAUUCUGAUAUGGCAUUAACCCUGGCCAGGAUAGCAGAUGCUGAAGGACAGUGUGUCCAGGGCUCCAGAGGCCUGUCCCUGUUCUUCCUGAGGGUUCGGGAUGAGGAGGGGAAGCUGAACAGCAUCCAGGUGCAAAGGCUGAAGGACAAGCUGGGCACGAGACAGAUGGCAACAGCAGAGCUGUGGCUGCAAGGAGCCAGAGCAGAGCUGAUCUCUGCAGAGGGUCGUGGAGUGGCCGCCAUCUCCAACAUGCUGAACAUCACUCGGAUCCACAAUGUCAUUGGUGCUGUGGCUUCCAUGAGAAGGAUGAUCAGUCUGAGCAGGGACUACGCCUGCAAGCGCAUGGCCUUCGGGAAGCUCCUCAAGGACCAUCCCCUGCACGUGCAGACGAUAGCCCGGAUGGAGGUGCAGGUGAGAGGGGCAUUUCUGCUGCUUAUGGAGAUCGUUCGCCUGCUGGGCCUGGCUGAAACCAACCUGGCAAGUGAGCAGGAGCAGCUGCUGCUGAGGCUGCUCAUCCCAGUGGCCAAACUCUACACAGGGAAGCAGGCUUCUGCUGUGGCUGUUGAGGCAAUGGAGAGUUUUGGGGGCCAAGGUUACAUGGAGGACACAGGCUUGCCAGUCAUACUCCGGGAUACUCUGGUGCUGUCCAUAUGGGAGGGAACAACAAAUAUCCUGUCCCUGGAUGUGCUGCGAUCCCUUGCCAAGAGCCAAGGGCAGGUGAUGGCUGUGUUCCUGUCCACAGUGCAGGAGAAGCUGGAGCUGGUUUCAAGCACCAAGGAACUGGCCCCGGCCGUGCAGCGGACACGGGAAGCCAUCGGGAGCCUCCGGCAGUUCAUGGCAGCUGCGGGCUCAGAGCAGGGACUGACCAUGGAGCUGGCAGCCAGGGACUUCUCCUACAGCCUGGCACGGAUCUACACAGGAACUCUUUUGAUGGAACACGCGGCUCGGGCCGAUGCUUCCUCCGCAGACGCCUGCGCUGCCCUGAGGUGGUGCAGCCAGGACCUGUGUCCGGUGGCCGUGGAGUCAGGGAGGGGCAGCUACGGGGGCGGGGCAGCGCUCCAGGACAGCGCCCUGGUGUUCGGGAACAGCCGGCUCUGAGCGCCCGCAGCCCCGGCACGGACACCAGCAGAGCCUUUGGUUCCCACCCUGCACCUGCCACCACCACCCUGACGUGUGCCCAGCUGAGAACUGAGCCCUCCCAGGGUGAGAUCCGGUGCCAGCUCCCCUCAGUUCCCAGCGGUUCCUGGCGCUGUUUGAGAUCCCGACUCUGGAGGUUGUUCCACAGACCAGGGGCAGCUCUGAAGCCGCCAAUGGUGACAGCAGCGCCGGUGUCCUGAAAGCUCAUGGGCUGUCCAAGAGCUGGGACAAAGGAAAAGGGAAGGAGGCUCCUUAGGAAGAAAUAAUCUCAGGGAAAUGAGCUUUGACACCUUCAGCCAUGUCCUCCUCUGGCACAGCUGCUGCCCCUGGUAGGAGCCCUUCUGCACCCUGGGGAAGCUCAGAACUUCUCUGAUCCCUCUGGGGUCCGGGGCCUGUAACAUCUGCAGGACAAUGAGCUCCUGAAAGCACUCAGGAGAAACUAAAGUGGGAGAGGAGCUCCAGGAAAUCCCAUUGUGAGAUGUGAAACGCUUAGCGUGGUCCUUACACCAGCAAACGUGAUUCCUGCUUCAUCUCUGCUCCAGAUCACAUCAGCGGCUCUACCCCAGCCUGGUUUGAUUUGAUUUAAGGAACACCAAAUCACAGAGGGCUUGUGUUCAAGGUCUUGUGAUAACAUGUCUGGCCCCAAAUCCCUCACAGCUGCUCAGACCCCUGAGAAUUAAGGGCAAAUCCUCAAAUAUGUAAGAGAACAAAUAAAUGAUGGUGAGGGGCUUGAGGAGACAGGACAGUGCCCAGCUGGACUGAGCCAGGAAAUUGGAGCCAUUGGAAAAUGGGAAUAAUCCUUGUGCAGGACAAACAUCACUUGAAUUUUCCACCUUCUGGGAAACAAAGAUCUUAAACCUGAGUGAGUCUGGUUUGAUCCCAAAGAGCCACAGCUCCACCACCCAGCAUCGGGGUAAGGCAGGUGCAAGUGGGAAUGGAGCUUCCACUGCCAAACCCCACUGAAAGCAGGGGGAACUCCCUGGAAAUCCAGGCUGCUCCUACAUUUGGGUAACAUCACAGACUGAAAUAGGAUGGUUGGUCAAAGGGAAAAAGAAAAACAGGGUGUGGAGGGAGCCGAGUCUCUGGCACCUUUCUCCAUGCUGGGAAAACCGUGCUGAUUGUGCCAACAGCAGGGUGUGUGCACUGUGAGCCUCCCCCUUCCUGGGACUCCUGCAUCAGGAAAACCAAGAUUUAAUUUUUUCUCUUAAGUUUAGGAGUGACAGUUUGUUGUUCCCUGGAAAGACACGGUGUGGAACAGGAAGCCAAGGGCAGCAGCUGCAGCCUCCUUUCUCAAGGCCUUGGUGUUUCUGCUGAGCCUCCAAUACGUCCCCUCUGAGGGACAGGGAAGAAAACUAAGAAAGUGUGUUAGCAAAAUGCUCCCAUGCAAAAGUCUAAACUUUAUUCACUUUUAUUUAUAUAUUUAACAAUUCUAAAGUAUUUACUUCUCGCUUUUGACAAAAAUGAAAAAUAUAGGAGCACUUUACUCUCUUGUGGAGAGAAGGGUUAUUUCUGUACACAGCUACGGAGAGACGGCUUCCUCCUUUACAUACAAAGAAAAAUAAUAUUAAUAAAAAAAGUGCUUCAUCGAUCCAAAAAAGCCUAAAGAGCUGCAAGCUUUUAUUCACACUGUACAUCCCAGCCCCGGCCCGGCCCCUCUUGGCACGUGCAGAGGCUCCGGCUGAUUCUGCACCACAAAGCCACACAAGGUUGGGGUGUCCCCCCCAGCCCAGCGCUGCCACCUCCCCCUCGCCCCCCCGGGAGGAGCCGCACGUUCCCUCGCCCCGCUCAGAACAGCGACGCCUGUGCCUCUCUUCCAGCCCCCAAUCCCAAACACUCCUUGGCUGGAAAUGCCAUCCUUCACUUUGCUUUUCCCUCAGUGUCUCUUUCUCUAGACCUGUGCCAGGGAGAUCCCAAGAUGCUCCGUCCGUUCCCAGACCCCUUUCCCGCAAGGACGCAGCCUCCUCCUUCCUGGACAUGGACGCCAGCGCGUGGAUCCGGCAGGGUGGGAAGGGCACAGUCCAACCACCUCAGACCCACUCAGCUCUGCCAGAUGGUUUCUCCACGUGACCCUCCCUUUGGAUGAUGUGAUUGUGACAUUCCAGGGAAGGGAAA
Messenger RNA from Cyanistes caeruleus (blue tit), 4146 nucleotides. RefSeq names its product acyl-CoA dehydrogenase family member 11-like. The record is from RefSeq and is a predicted model, not a curated record. NCBI's taxonomy places the organism in Eukaryota, Metazoa, Chordata, Aves, Passeriformes, Paridae. Gene Ontology annotation, molecular function: acyl-CoA dehydrogenase activity.